AUGUUUUUCUACGCCCAACUCUUCGUGUCUAAUCGCGGGCCGUUAGCCAAGAUUUGGCUGGCGGCCCACUGGGAGAGGAAGCUCACCCGGAUCCAGGUGGUCGAAUGUGAUCUGGAGACCUCCGUCCAGGACAUCAUAUCCCCGACGAUUACGAUUGGCUUGCGGAUUUCUGGGCACCUCCUGCUGGGGGUGGUGCGGAUGUACUCCAGAAAGGCCAAGUACCUCCUUGCGGAUUGUGCUGAAGCUUCGGGUAAAAUCAAACUGGGUUUCAGGCCAGACCAAACUGAUAUGCCUGUUGAGGAGCUAGAAGCCCCUCACAAGGCUAUUACCUUUAAUGAGGAUUUCACCGACUUUGAAAACCAGCUACCAUGUCAAAAUGAAAUAGACAUUUCAAUGAACCAGAGCCGAACUGAGGAAAUCACUCUGAAGGAGGACUCCGGAAAUUGUUACCUCACCUUAAAAAAAGAGCCCCAAUACCACCAGAGUGGGCAGUUGGACAUGAACCUGCAGGGCUUGGAAUACCACAGAGACUCUUUCGGAGAUGAGAACACAGGAUAUGAUCUCCUUGACUUCAUAUCAAGCACCAGUGACAAUGCUAUGUCACUGCACUUUAACACAGAGGAGCUGCUAUCGGAAAAGCCAGGGAUGACCAAUGUGAAUGUUCACCAGAAUGAUCCCCCCAGUGUGGAUCCAAUGGGGGUAGAGCCCUCUACCUUGGACAAGACCACUCUGCUCACCAAUGCAGAGGAGUGUUUCACUCUUGACCCCGUGGCUGUCUCUCCUACCUUGGAGAAAAAGGGGAAGAGGAAAAGAGCACUGGUGGUGGACAAGAUGAAGGAGUUGACCAAUGAUGUUAUGAUAAAACAGCUUUCUGACACUUCAGACCUGGCUGGAUAUUUUGAGAUUGCCCCACCCACCCGCCAACUCAUGUACUGGCAGGAGAAUGGGACAGUAGACAUACUCUUUGCAAAGUCCACUUCCACAUUCAUUAAUCCACAGCUACAACAGCUCUUUAGCAAAAGCAUUUUUCGAGCUACAAGUUAUGGAGUGGCUGAGGACAUUGAGCCUGAACAAAUGCGGAAGGACAAACAAGAAGAUCAAAGGGACACGAUUAACCACACCACUGAGCAGCUGAGCAUCCUAGAAGAGGCUGAAGAUCCUCAAAAAAGGAGGAGCAAUGCCAAGAUGUCUUUUGACCCCAUGAUUGAUAGCCAACUGGAGAGCAUCACAGAGGCGGCUCAGUCAAUGCUGGGCAGCCAGGAGCGGGAGGAGCAGAGGCUAACCAGACAAGCACACAAGCUCCUAAAUGCUCUCAAGAGCAACAGCAGUGGCUCGUUCAGCCUGAAGGAGCUAUGUAAUAUCGGCUCUCGUUCACAGGCUGCAGCCACAUUCUCCAGUUUCCUGGUCCUGACGAAACAACAGGCCCUCGUCCUGCACCAGAGCAAACCUUACGAAGACAUUAGAGCCACACCAGGACCCAGGUUCCAUGAAUUGUCGAACUUAGAAAAUGAGUUUGGUGCCUAA
Molecule: messenger RNA, 1524 nt
Organism: Lampris incognitus (smalleye Pacific opah)
Lineage: Eukaryota; Metazoa; Chordata; Actinopteri; Lampriformes; Lampridae
Gene: rad21l1
Product: RAD21 cohesin complex component like 1
Exons: 12
Coding region: 1-1524 (507 amino acids)
Biological process (GO): replication-born double-strand break repair via sister chromatid exchange; synaptonemal complex assembly; mitotic sister chromatid cohesion
Cellular component (GO): cohesin complex; synaptonemal complex
Molecular function (GO): chromatin binding; protein binding
Source: RefSeq, a predicted model, not a curated record